AUUCGAUCUGAUUCCUAAAUAGAGUUUACUGACACAGUUGGACGUAUGAAUACAUUUUGCAUGCUUCGCAAUCACGCUAACGCUAGCACCGACAAUGUGUUAAAAGCUGCAGUUACAAUAAGACAAUUGUGUGAAUAAAAACAUUUGUUUUCAUCACUGAAACAUACCAAACAAAUCUAUUCCCGCCAUUGUAUUAUACAUCAUUAAAAAUUCUGAAUACUAAGAAGUGAAAGAUUCUACGAAGGAGGAACAUGUCGAUUAUAAAUAUCGAUCGAUCAAGAUGAUGUUGGAUAAGCAAACGAGAUUGUCUUCCUGGUUAUUGCGAUCAUGUAAAAGAAGCCGGUUUAAAAUAGAAUUAUACUUUAUAUUUGGAUAUUUGUUAACAUAUUGUUCGGCUAGAAACAAUCCGCCCAGAUUUCUCAUAGAUGGACAAACAGAAAUUGUCCUUAGAUUAAAGGAAGAGUCCGAGACUCCGAUUGGUAGCCUAAUUUACAAGCUCAAAGGUAUCGAUCCAGAUAAUGACAUAUUGACAUUUGGUGUUCGAGAACAGCCUGGUAGUGACGUGAUUCAAGUUGAAAAUUUCGGUCUUAAUGAAGCCAACAUUUACUUAAAUAAGUUACUGGACAGAGAGACAAGAGAUGAAUAUGCACUCGUAUUAACAUUGACGGAUGGAAGAUUGGGGGAAGGAAAUUUUAUCACGCAAAGUCUGCUGCUUCUGGUCGAGGACAUUAAUGACAAUGUACCAAUUUUCCGUCCACAUCCUACUUCGUUAACUCUUCGGGAGGAUUCACGCCCGGGUAUUUUAACAACGGUGGAAGCUACCGACGCCGAUUUGGGUGCUCAUGGUCAAGUGGUGUAUUACCUUCAGGAAUUGGACGGCGAUAACAACGUUUUCAGUAUAUCGACCGUCAAUGGCAAGGGCGUCAUACGCUUAGUGGGUUCUUUAGAUUACGAACGAAAGUAUCUGUAUCAACUGCGGAUCUUGGCUGUAGAUCGUGCAAUAAAUGAAAAGGUAAAUACGGGAACAACAGCGAUUUUGAUCAAAGUACAGGAUGUGGAGGACCAGCCGCCGGAAUUCAUAGCCAUGACGCCUGUCGCAAGAAUUAGCGAAAAUGUUAGGAUUGGCACAUCCGUUUUGCAAGUUCGUGCUGUGGAUGGCGAUAAGGGGAUAAACAAUAAAGUGACUUAUAGCAUCACGAAGGGACCGAGAUAUUUGUUCGAUAUUGAUGCGACUUCUGGUCUCGUGUUUACAAGAGCGCAAUUGGAUAGAGAGGCUGAGGAGAAUAGUGAUGGCACUUUUAUUCUCGAAAUUACGGUGAAGGAAGUAUCGAAAAUUAUUCCACCGCCGUCUGUUAGUACCGAGGUGACCAUUAUUCUUACCGACGUAAAUGACGAAACGCCGACAUUUAGAAGUAUGCUGUACCGUGCCGAAAUAAAUGAGAACGCGCCGGAAAAUACGCCAGUUAAUUUUAUUGGCGAUGCUGUACCAGAAGUUUUUGAUCAUGAUCUGGGUUCCAACGGCACAUUUCGAAUAUUCAUUGAAGGCGAUGGUGGAAUGUUUGAUGUAACACCGUUUCGCGGGAUCAAUGAGGCACCGUUUUUAAUACGCGUUAAGGAUUCGAGUAAACUCGAUUUUGAAAAAAUAUCUGUGGUAAACUUCACUCUCGUCGCGAAAGAAAUCACGCCGGUUUCGCCGAAAUAUAGUGCGGUACCAGUUACGGUCUUUAUAAAGGAUCAAAAUGAUAACUAUCCCGAAUUUACGAAAGAUAUCUACGAGGUGUCGAUACCAGAAAAUUGUGUCGAGGGAACAACUGUGGCUUGGGUACAGGCUUUAGACGCAGAUAGCGAUAAUUUUGGAACGCAUGGAAUACGAUACACAACUUUAGGCGGUAGCAUUGCACAUGCAUUGACGAUAGAUCCUCUUACCGGCGUAAUAACGGUCAAACAUCCUGGAUCCAGUUUCGAUCGAGAAUUAGUUGCUCGGCAUUAUCUCACCGUCGAAGCACGAGAUAAUCUUGGAAAAGGAAAUCGCAAUGCUGCGCAAUUGAUAAUUAAUAUUGAUGAUGUUAAUGACAACGCUCCUAUAUUUCUGCAAAAUAAAUACGAAGCGGUGCUGUUGGAGAAUGAAGAUCACUUUGAAUCGCCUCUACUCGUCGAAGCAUCCGAUAACGAUUUGAACGGGACGCGAAACAGUGAGAUAGUCUACGCUCUGGUAUCAAGCGAAUUUUCCCGAAAUUUUACUAUCGAUCCGAAACGCGGCAUUGUUACACCCACCCGUCCCCUAGAUUAUGAAGCUCUGCCUAUCAAUCAAGGACACAAAGAAAUGAUCAUACGUCAAUUAAGAUUGAUAGUGAGAGCCAGAGAUAUGGGCACACCAAGUUUGACUUCUGACGUUCCUCUAAUGAUUUAUUUGAGAGACGUUAAUGAUAAUGCUCCGGUUUUCGAAAGAACUUUGUAUAAGAGAAAUAUUCCUGAGGACUCGCUAGGUGGCACGAGUAUUGUACAAGUAAAAGCGUGGGACAAAGAUCUCUCUUCGCCGAAUAACAAGUUAGUUUACCGAAUUCAGAGCGGAGCCGGAGAUAAGUUCGUAAUUAGUCCCGAGACAGGCGUGAUCCGAGUGGCGCCGGGUUCCAACUUAGAUCCGGAUCUUACGUCGCCGAAAACCACAAGAUAUAACUUGAACGUUAUCGCCAUUGACAGCGGUACGGAAAUUCAACGGACAGCCGAGGUUCUUGUGAAUAUCACAAUCCUAGACGUCAAUAAUAAACCGCCGGUUUUUAUCGAUCCUGAGACUGUCACUAUCAGAGAAAAUACUCAGGUCGGUGCUUACGUUCAUCGCAUAGUGGCACAAGAUCCGGAUGUAGCUCCGAUUCUACGUUAUCGUGUAGAUCCCAACUCAUCGGAAGCACGAAAUGAGGAGGGUACUUUAAUCAAAGUGCAAGAAUAUGACUAUUUAGCAGCGCUAGAGUUAAAUUGACUAGGACUUGUAGUCGAGGAUUUGGCCGCAGUAAGAGGCUUGCAAACUGCAUCUGCUACAUUGAGUAUAAUUAUCGAAGAUGAAAACGAUAAUAAUCCUAAAUUCCGGAGACCAUUUUAUAGACGUUCUGUUACGGAAAAUAGUAAAAAUGGAGUUAAUAUCGUGAAUAUUGUUGCCGAUGACGCCGAUAAAAAUCGUAGCAUUACAUAUUCUUUACAAGGCCCGAGAGAGAUCAUCGACCUCGUGCAUUUAGAUCAGGAAACCGGAGAAAUGGUCGUCGCUAACAAAAUCGACAGAGAAAUGUACUCGUGGCUAAAUUUAACUGUCAAAGCCACAGAUUCUGGAAUUCCACCUCGAUCAAGUUUAUCAGAAGUAUACGUUCAAGUCUUGGACGAAAACGAUAAUAAUCCGUAUUUUGUUUCGAACAUUAGUAAUGUGACUGUUAUGGAGAAUUCAAAAAUUGGCACAGAAAUUGCUGUAAUACGGGCGGCAGAUUCUGAUAGUGGAGAUUAUGGAAAAAUCACUUAUCUCUUAGACAGAAUAUCUUCUCAGGGGACUUUUGCUAUUCACUCAGAAACGGGAUCACUGACAGUAGCUGACGUUCUCGAUUGGGAGAGCAGACACAGUUAUGUUUUGGUUAUAGAAGCGUGGGAUAAUUACCAAUUUGGUUAUACCGCGGGAGAAUCUCGAAACGCAUUUAAGCAAAUCCAAGUUACAGUCAUUGAUGUGAAUGACAAUGCUCCGAAAAUGGAUAUACCUCAAGACUGCAUCUCGAUAUCUGAAUUUCACGACAUACGAGACUUAAUUUACGUUAUGAAAGUAAAAGAUGCUGAUGACCCGACUACGCCGAAUGGACGUGUUAUAAUUAGAAUCACUUCCGGCAAUGAAUUAGGUUUAUUUAUAUUGGAACAAACUGACCAUUGGACAGCAAAGAUAAAAGCUGCGCAAUCAUUAAGAGGAAAAUUCGGAAAUUACACAUUAAACAUCGAAGCACACGAUUUGGGAACACCGUCCAAUAAGGAUAAAGGAAUUUUAAAAAUUUGCGUCACGGACUACAACGAUAAUCCUCCUUUAUUCAUCAGUCCCCAACACAACACCACCAUCCGCGUUCCAGAGAACAUAACAAUAGGAAGUUCGAUUAUUCAAAUUGAAGCGAAAGAUGCCGAUACGGGAUUAAACGGCGACGUGCAUUAUCGUUUAAAACAAGACCUUGCGGGCCACUGGAAGACUUUUCGUAUUGAUGAGAAAACCGGCAUAAUAUCCUUAAAAUUACCGCUCGAUAGAGAGACUCAAAAAUUAUAUGAGAUACGUGUCGAAGCAUACGAUUUGGGUACCCCGACGCCUUUAAGUUCAGAUCUCGAUUUAAUUAUUUACGUGCGGAAUAUCAACGAUUUUGAGCCGCAAUUUUCAGUGAGCGUUUUUAAUGUUAACUUCACGGAGGAACAGCCACCAGGGUCAGAGAUGGUGUUACUCCCAGAAACAUUUGAUAAUGAUGACGUUGACGAGUUGGACGAUCCUCCCACCCAAGUCUGUUAUUUCAUAGUUGGCGGAAACAACGGUGGACUGUUCAUUUUGGAUAUUUAUAAACACGAACUUGGCACUGCUAAGUUGCUGGACAGAGAACAGCAAGAAGAACAUGUAUUGCUUAUUAAAGCAACGGAAGAUUGCAAGACCGUGCCGGAAAAUCAAACAACGUUUGACAAGACUGAUGCUACUCUAUUACAAGUUAUCGUAAAAGUUGAUGACAUUAAUGACAACGCACCGCAAUUUAUUAAAGAUGUUUUUACGGGUGGCGUUACUACUGAAGCCGACUUUGGCACGCAAUUUAUGCAUGUGAAGUCAAUUGAUGCGGACGCUGGCAAUAAUGCCAUACUCAGUUAUUAUCAAGUAGGCAAAAUUCACAUGACGCUUACUGAAGGCUUCGAAGAUAUGCAAAUGCAGCCUUUUCUAGUAAAUAAAGACGAUGGAGCAGUGAGUCUGAAUUUUGAUCCUCAACGAGGGAUGAAGGGAUACUUUGAUUUCAUGGUACUCGUUAACGAUACAUAUGGCUUGCAAGAUACUGCGAGAGUUUUUAUCUAUUUAUUACGGGAGGAUCAAAGGGUUCGUUUUGUUCUCCGUCAACAUCCGCCAGAAGUCAGAAGUCGAAUUGAGACCUUCCGAGAAAUUCUGGGUAACGUCACUAGCGCUAUAAUUAACGUUGAUGAAUAUAAAGUGCAUGAAAAUCAAGAUGGUUCCGUAGAUAGAACGAAAACGGAUUUAUAUUUGCACCUCGUAAAUCGUCGGGACAAUUCGAUUCUCGAGGUAUCCGAGGUCCUCGAGUUAGUCGACAGGAACAUCGAGAAACUCGACAAUUUAUUCAAGGAGUUCAACGUCCUCGAUACGCAGCCAGCAAAGCCCGAACCGAUUAUACAGUAUGAACAAGCUGGAACGACUUUCUGGCUUCUCACGUUGACCCUGUUUCUAGGAGCUCUACUAAUUUUGUGUGUCACUUUAUGUUUGUCUCAAAGGGCUUCUUUUCGAAGGCAACUGAAAGCGGCGAACGCAUCACCAUUCGGUGCAUCAGACUCAGAAUUUAUCAGAAGUCCUGGUCGCGUCCCGAAUACUAACAAACACAGCGUCGAAGGAUCGAAUCCUAUAUGGAUGCACGCUUAUGAAAACGAGUGGUUCAAGAACGACGAGUCGUUCAGCCAUACGUCUGAAAGAGAUUCUCUCGAUGAGAAUGCGCUUAAUAACGAAGAGAUGAUGAAUGAAGCUAAUACAAACCAAAGAUCUGAGGAUAAACCAUAUUACAUAGAACCAAGAAUUUCAACUAUUUCUAGAAUGCCCUUCGUAGGAGCAUGGUUUAAGGUGUGGGUUUAUUUGGGGUUCGUUUGCGGUUGGGGCAAAAGUGCACGACCACGUUUCGACACAUCUACGGAUAUGGGAUUGGUAUUGGUUCCAGCCGAUGCCGAAGUCGAUUCGGUCAUUUUUCGAUUACGCGCCACCGAUCAGGAUGCGGACUUUCCUCUAGUGUUCGAAGUAACAGCAACAAUUACACCUGUUGUAAGAAUCGAAAACUUGCCGUGCACAUUAUACAACAAAGUCUGUCAGGCUAAUGUAAUUUUAACGAAACGCCUUAUGCCGGGACGCCUUCACGAUUUCGCUGUCAGGGUUCGGGAUACUAAGGGAGACUCGAAUUCGAUGCAGGCUACCAUUUCCGCAACGAAUGCCACAACCUCGCGUGAUAAAAUAUUUCCUCACAUUCCUUCCCUGAUAAUGGUACCUGAGGAUGCUAAGCCAGGCAGAGAACUAGAUUACCUUCUCGUACGAGCGAACUCUUGGAGCGGCAAGCCAGUUUACAUCGAAUUAUGGCAACCGAAAGAACUUUUCACUAUUCGGCAACGACAAACACCUACGCAAACGCGCGGAGUCAUUACGCUAAUUGGCGAGUUGGACUUCGAGACGCAAUCGAUGUACACUCUCACCAUUUAUGCGACGGUAAUGUGCACUCCCGGAAGAGAUACUAGGAACAUCGCAGGACUGAAUAUCGUCGUCAUAGUGCAAGACGUACAGGACGUGCCGCCAAUUUUUACCCUAGCACCCCCUUUAACGAGGCUUAAUAAUUCUGUACAAAUCGGGGACGUAAUAUUACGAGUUCACGCGGAAGAUGGAGAUAAAGGAGUACCCCGUGAAAUCACGUAUGGUCUGGUAUCCGAAGGCAACCCUUUCAUACCAUUUUUCAACAUUUCGGAAACAACCGGUGAGAUUGUUCUCGCGAAACCUUUAGAGGAACUCACGCAAAUUACUCAUGUUGGUGCACCGGUCGUGCUCACUGUUGUCGCUGAGGAAAUACGAAGAUCUAGGGACGAGCCACCGGCUCAGGCAACGAUUGUCGACGUCGGUUUUCUUCUUGGCGAACCAGGCAACAGCCCGCCAUAUUUUGAGAAUGAUAACUACGUUGCAUCGAUACCAGAAAAUUUGGAUCCAGGUUCUGUGAUAAUGUUCUCCGAGCAAUAUUCGACUAGAGUCCACGAUGAAGAUAUCGGUAAGGCUGGUGUUUUCGCGUUGAAACUACAGAAUAAUAAUGGUACUUUCGAAAUAAAUCCAACUGUUGCUGAAAGAACAGCAAAUUUUAUUCUCAUGGUGCGAGACAAUACAUUCAUCGAUUAUGAGAUGCACGAAAGUUUAUCUUUUAAGAUUAUUGCUCAAGAGGUUGGUCCAGCAACAAAUUUAUCAGCAUCAGCAACAGUCGUAAUAUUUAUACAAGAUGUUAAUGAUAAUCCGCCUGUCUUUGACGAAGACUCUUAUGAAGUUACGUUAUCUGAAAAUGUCACCGCUGGAACACGGGUAAUUCAGGUGCAUGCAACAGACAAAGAUACCGGCCUUUUUGGCAGUAUUCGAUAUACAGGCAUAAUAGGACAAGGAAGUGAUGCUUUCGCAAUAGAUCCUGAUACGGGAUUAAUCACGGUCGAGAUGGGAUCGUCUUUGGAUCGUGAAAUGGCAGCGCAGCUACAAUUAACUGUAAUUGCGCGUGAUGAAAACGGUAAAGGUAACACGGGUGAAGUACCUUUGAUAGUAAAUUUACUGGAUGUAAAUGACAACGCACCAAUUUUCGAGAAAAAUACCUACGAAUUUACAUUAAAUUCCGAUUUGACGAAUUUUUCAACACCUGCUAUUAUCAAGGCUACCGAUGCUGAUGCCGAACCGCCAAACAAUGAAAUUCGUUAUGAACUGAUUCACGGAAAUUAUGAAAAUAAAUUUUAUUUGAAUGAGAUUACUGGAGAACUGACGUUACUGUCACCCGUCACGAAAUUUAGGCGAAAGAAACAAAGUAUCUACAAUUUUUCGAAAAAAUUACAUAAAGAAGCACAAAGUUUUCAACCAAAAUACAUAAUACAAGAGACUGUAAAAAAAACAGCAGUACCUCUGGAUAUGGCAAAUUCAAUGGAAAGCGUUCCGAAUGAAACCGAAUUGAAACGUCAAAUUGGAGAGAUAAAAGGGCAUCGAAGAAAACGAGCGGAAGCUGAUAUUUUAUAUACUUUAACUGCCAGGGCGUAUGAUCUUGGUGUACCCCAUCUCGCGAGUGAGACAGAGAUCUUCAUCGUUAGAGGCACUGCCAUGGAAGCUCGCAUAAUGAUGUUUGUGGUUUCGGGAGAUCGUCCAAAUUUAACGACAACCGCGGAGACAUUAGCCACUAUCACUGGUGGACGAAUUACCGUAUUAGAAACACGUCCUUAUGUAUCAAAUAAUAAAACCGUAACAAGCAGUCCUGUUCCAACUGGAGAAAAAAGAACGAUCAUCGUAGCCCGCGUCGAACAAACCGAAAUCGGCACCCCUUUGGUGGAUGUAGAAAAAAUUCGCAACAUAUUAGCCGCGAAUGGGGUGGGCAUCAUCAAUGGCGCAGGCACCGCCAAUGAGUCUAUGACAGACUACGACACUACCCCGAAACUUCCAAUCGAUGGAGUAAUUCAUAAUGGGGGAGACACAGAGACCUAUGUAAACAAAACGAUCAGUGACGAUGACGACGAAGUAACUGUGUACAAAGCGGAGAAUAAACUACUCUUGUGGUUACUGAUUAUUCUGGGUCUGCUAAUGUUGCUGGCCAUAGCGGCGCUCAUUAUCUGUUGUAUAUGUCCAGGCUGCCCAUUUUAUAUGGCACCUAGAAAACGCAGAGUUCAUUCAUCGGAAACGCUUAUUGCUCGAUCUGAUGGUCGACCGAAACGGCAUCUUCAUCGGAAACCGCCUGCAAUUGACAUAAUUACAUCAAAUGGAAGAAAGCAAGCUUGGAGCGCAGAUCCAACUCGAAGAAACUGGCAAUUCAAUCGUCAAAAUACAAAGAACGAUGGCUUAGCAUCGCUUCCUGGUGACGUUGUGUACAUAUCGGAGCGUCCUCCAAUUGACCAAGCAAAUGUAGAAUCAUUGAGGCUACGUGACGGCCCAGCCUAUGAUCCUUCGAGAAGGAGAUUCGAAGAGCAAGAGAGAAUAUACGUACAGGAUGUCGAGAGGAAGGCUAGAGAUUACGAUGCUACGGAAGCAGAUUCUUUGCAACGACACGAAAUCGAACGUGGUUCGGAUAUUCAGUGUCAAGCUUACAGACAAAGAUACGUCGACCCUGAGUUAAAUAAUGAGACAGCGAUAAGAGAGCAACAUUUUUAUCGCGAGGGUAACGCAGAGGUGUUGCAAUUAGUAACACGCGGACAAGUGGAGGAUAGAAGUCAACAUCGCUAUUAUCCAACUUUUAUAGUGGAUGGCAAGGAUGUACUUCUGCAGCGAUUCAUGCAAGAUCAAAAAGCACGGCACGAACUGCCUAUACAGGAACCCGAGGUAGUACGCAGCAUCGACUCUCACCAACGUUCGAGAAAUUUAUAUCAACACAAGCAGGAAAUUCUUCUCCUACCGGGAGAACUGGACGUUAGACGUCGACGAGCGGAAGAAUUAGAAUCUAGUGCGCAAAAACUAGCGAUGGACGAUAAAUACGCGGCGCAAAACAUAGAUGCGGAGUUGCAGAUGCGAGACGUUCGUCAUCAAGAGAUCUCGACAAAUGUACCCGGGAUAUCGCCCAAAGAUAGACCAUCAAUCGUUAAAGACCAAACGCAAUCCACCACGAUGCAAUCAUACACGUUGCACGAUAUGGAACUGGCGAGACAGAACGCUCUAUUGACGAGAAUACUAUUGGAGAGGGAAUCUAGACAUGCUGGUGGCGUAAUGAUGGAUGCCGCAAGUUACUUAGAGACUCAAAGUCUUCCCGGACAAGUAGCAAUCGGGACGCAGACUGACAGAGCCGCUGCGACACAAACGGAUCGACAUGUCCGAAGUAGAAGUGAUAAUGACGAGUCCGACGAGGAUAUCCGAAAUCGAAAAAGGAUGAAGAAACGCCACGGAGAAAGCGAACUGAGAACGCGAACUUUAUGGAUGAAAACGCCUAUCAAGGAAGAGGAAGGCCCAUGUUUCGACAAACGACUGAACAUCUUGAGGAAAAAAGUACAAGCAGUAAAGGAGGAACGGAAGGUAUCCUUGGAACCUGAAGUUUUGCGGGAAAUCUCAGAUUCUCUCGACGAGAAUGGAAGUAUUUGUCGCGAGAAAGCAAAAAAGUCAACAAAAACUUGUCAACAGUACAAAGAGAGCAAUAUUGGAUACAAAGUACUAGGCGAGAAAAAUGGUUCCUCUUCAUCGACGGAAGCAGAUAAACAACAUGAUAAAUUUUCUGACGAGAAAAGAGUGAAAAGCUCGUCUUCUCCAGAAAUAAGUGUUGAUAAUGGAAAUUAUAUUCGAGAAACAACGGAAAAGACAAGUACCAGGAAAGAAAGUAGAAUAAAGAAGCAAAAAAAGGUAGAAUCCGUGAUAAAACCUAGUUUUCGAGUUUUAGAAAAAGAGAUCACAAUGCUGACGAAGAAACUAAGUAAACUCGCUGAUAAAAAAGUACAGCAGACCACUGGGUCUGAAAGUACAAGUCAGGAGAAAUCCUCGCAGGAUUCCAAGAAAGAUUCAGAUCACAGUACAUCGAAGAAAACAGAGGACGCAAAGAAGUACAAACAGUUUGAGAUUUCUCCAAGUAUAUCGAAAGAGACGAAGAAAGAAAAAUUUAAGUACCAACAACCGCAGAUUAUGAGUGCCGGUAGUUCCGAGAACGAGGAUGCGUUUGAAAAAUCGGAGAAAUCGAAAUUAACUUCUCAAGAAGCUGCAAAACACAAACAAACAAGUAGCCAUACGAAAGUGAAAAGGCAAACGCUUGAACGUAAAGAACGCAAAAAGCAAAUCACACAACAGGAUCGAGAGUUCGAGAAGCGUAGAAAAGCCGCGAGUAAAGAAAGCGGCAGACCGAAGGCUGACAAAACUACCAAAGUACCAUCGCGUAUGCAAAAAUUAGCAGCGAUUGGUCGUAAGAAACAUGUUCACGUCUCGGAGGAACCAAGCACGAGUACAAGUUCCGAUCGUAUAAAUGGCAAAAAGUAUUCGUUCAUGAGUCGCGAUUUCGAUAAGAAAAGUAUGGAGUCUUCAGAAGUUCCAUCGAAUCACGCGGAUCAACAAAAAUCGAAACAGAGGCUACAUGUAAGCGAGAAAUUCUCUGAUGACUUUGUGCCAGAAUCGCAGAGAAGAGGCAUCGAUCAGCCAACCGUGUUUCUUCCAACAAUGAGUAGAAAUAUAGAUAAAGAAGACGUUGUAAAUGGUAAAGAAGAUAUCGAAAUAAUACAACAAUUUUCUGACGACUUCGUAAUGGAACCACAGAUAAAAAAGGUAGAACAUCAAAUGCAAGCUACGGUUGAAAGUGAAGUUUUCAGCAGUAAUGGGCAAGAUGUGUAUCACGAUUUUGACAAAGAACAUUUGACGUUAAAGGAAACUGUUGAAGAUCUCGCAAUUGUUCAAAAUUUGGAAGAUACGCAACACAAAAGUGAGACAAUAUUAGACAUCCCAAGCAAAGAACAAUCUGAAAUAUUUGAAGUCUCUAAAAGAGAAUUGGAAGACAGUAGCAAGGGAACAGUGCCUUCAGAUUCUCUUAUCACAAAAGCGUUAGAAGAAACAGAGGAAGUGCCAUCUUACAGUGGGAAAAGAGCUGUUGAAAGAAGAAUAGCUUAUAUAUCUGGAAAGCAUAAAGAAGUAGCAGAAGAAUCUUUCUAUGAAACCGAACAAGAAAUGUUAGAAAAGGAGGAAGUUACAUCAGAAAAAGAAUUACAUGAAAUACAGAGAUUGAAAGCUGUCGAAGAGAUUGCGAGUGAAGAAGCGAUUGCAUUGGAGAAACAUAUAGAAAGUUUGACCAAAUCAAAUGAUAGAACUGAGUAUACAGAAGAAGAAAAAGAAGAAGAACAUGAAAACGGAUAUAUGUCAUUAUAUUCAAGUAAAACAGACAAAACUGAAGAAUUAUAUAAAACUGAAAGUGAUCAAAAAGAAGAAUUAAAUCUUGAAUCAGAGAAACAUAUUGAAAAGGAAAUCUCUUCAACAAAAGGUGCAACAGAUAUCGGACAAAAGAUGGUAGAAGAAUUAAUACAGAAAGAAAAUGAAGAGGAAAUGUUGUUACGUGAAAUUAAAAGUGACGUAGAGAGAUCAAAAGAAUAUAUAACUCAGGAAUUUGAUGUAGAGAAAAGAGAAGAAUCAACAACUACAGCAUCUGAAGAAUCGUUAGAUACCAGCCGACCUUUUACAGAUGAUACUAAAAAUUUAAAUGGUUUUCAGAGAGCGUUUGCAAUUGAUGAUGAUACAUUAUUAUACAUUGAUGAAACUAGUGACGAAGCAUCAAAAUCAGAUCACGAUUCGACUGAUCAGACGAUUCGAUCUGAACUCACCGAAAUACCAGAUAUUGUAAAGAAAACUACCGAUAAAGAUGAAUUGGAGCAUUUAAGCGACGAUCUUACUACGAAGACAGAAAUUGAAAGCCAUGAAACUAAGAAAGAAUUGCACAUAUCUCCUGAAAGACUAUUUGACAUCCACAAAACGAAAGAAGAGAAACUUGAUGAAGAUAAGCUUCUCACAUCUUUAAUGGACAUCACUACUCCCAAAGAAGAAGUUAUUAAAGAACAAUUACAAGUUGAGCAUACAAAGGAGAAAGAAGAAUCACUGUUCCAAGAAGACGAAGAAGCAGCAAAAAAAAUAUCUACAUUAAAAGAAAAAUCUGAUGAAGAAGCUUUUACUAUCUUAUCAAGUACUUCUUUUGAAGUACUUGAUGAGGAAUCUUCUAUUGACCAGAUGCCGAAAGAUUCGAAUCUGCAACAGUCAACUGUCAGUGAACCAGACAUAGUGGAGAGUUUUGUAAUAAUCUCUAAGAGCGUAGCAGAGCCACAAGACGAAGGAGACCAACAAGCAGACGUAAGCGUUCCAAUUUUUAGCAACUUUAUUGAUGAUACACUCGAUGUUUCGGAGGAGAGCGACUCAUCCAGUGAUGUUUCCAGGAAAACAACGUUGACCACGAGACCCUAUGAUACUCCGCGCCAUCGACAAAAGUGGCAGCAGCAAGAAAGCAUUGAAAUAGCGGGAAUGUCUGGUGUAAGAACUUUCAAAGAUGAUGAAGACGCAAGAACAGAAACCGAACUAGAAGAGGAUACAGAUAGCAACUUAUCACUCGAUGAAAUUGAGAAGACAGAAGAUUCGAUCACAACUGAAUCAACGAGUGAAUUAAAAGAAGAUAUUGAAAUCGUUGGUACACCUGAAAGGACUUUUUCCGACGAAAGAAUUUCGUCUAUAUCUCUUUUAAAAGAGGGAAACGAUAAAGCUAUAAUAGAUAAAGAUUUCGAAUCGAAAAUCGAAAUUGAAGAACCAGAAACUGAUAUAAAAUCGGAAAUAAAAAAUUUAUUGACAACAAUUCAAGACAUAGUUCCUUUGACUCUAAGUAUUAAAGAAUUAAAUGGCAUACCAAAAGAAAAUAUUAAAGAUGAAAUUUCCACAACAAAGGAAGACGCAGAAUCUAAAAGCGAGAUUGCUACGCCUCGUAAAAAGACCGAAAAAAUAUCCGAAUCUGUGAAACAAGAUGAUAAAAGUAAAACUAGGUCGCCUUCAAGUAAAUCUGAGCAAAUAGAUCUGAAAAAAGAUAAAAUAGUAACUGAAACCAUUGAAAUGGACAAAACUAAAACUGAAGACAUUGAGAUAGAUAAAAUAAGAGGUAAAGAAAGUGAUGUAUUAACUCCGAAAAAAUAUAUUACGAAAACUAUACCUUCCGAACGUUUCGUGAAGAAAACAAAGAAAUCUGAACGAUUGAAGGCGCCUUCACCCAGGACGAGAAAACGUGUUCUUGAUAAAUCAGAAGAAAAAGCUACGCCGAGUUAUUUUCAGCGUCGAUCUCGUAAAUUUAUUGAUGAUUCAGAGAAGCAAAGAAGUAGUGAAUCGCAGAAACGAUCGCCACGAAGGGAAGAAGAACAGCAUCCUCGAAAACAGCAGGUAUCCAAAUUUAAAACAGACAAGAAAGUUACAAUUCCUCCGAAAACUGGCGAAGUCGAUACGAGUAAAACGCAAUCAAAGUACAUGGCUUGGUACAAUAAGAAACGCGAGGAAACAGAGAAAAAGAGAUUAGAGAAGAAAGCAGCAGAUGACGAGGAACAGCUACCACGCUGGGUAAGUAGAAGCUUGAAGCAAACAACAAAGCAAAGAGAGAAGCUAACAAGGGAGCGCAAAACUCCAGAGAUGACGCCGCGUACCAGACGCAAGAUCAAACCUCUAGUGAACGUCGAAUCAGAGCAGUUGAAGGCCAUUGUGCGUCAAGGACGACAAUUAAGAAGGGCCGAGGGUAGUCUCAAGGAGGAUCCGACGAUUCAGAUAUUCGCCAGAUCACCACCGGUCUCUAUUUCGGACUCGCAACAUCGUCUGCUGCAACACUCGGAAUACAAAUACGAGAGAAUACCACCUCCAUUUUAUCUUCAUCCACCCCCGGCGCCGCAUCCAUCGCCACAGUUAUCUCCAGAAAGAUGUCUCGAAAUGCAACCGUGUGGAUCGCAAUACGAACAAUCCGAGAGUGAUCUGCAGUCAGAAAAUGCAGCGUCAUUUCAAAGUGGCGGUCGUCUACGUCAUCAACAACUUCUCGAAAAAAAAAGCGUCUUCGAUAUCGCAUACAGCGAAGCUGCGCCAUCGCAACUUCGAUCUGAUAGCACAACUCCGCCGUCCUAAC
Messenger RNA from Mycetomoellerius zeteki, 14543 nucleotides. It is a transcript of the gene Cad88C, whose product is annotated as cadherin 88C. Gene Ontology annotation, biological process: cell migration; multicellular organism development; homophilic cell-cell adhesion. The transcript is spliced from 40 exons. The record is from RefSeq and is a predicted model, not a curated record. Gene Ontology annotation, molecular function: cadherin binding; calcium ion binding; beta-catenin binding. Lineage: Eukaryota; Metazoa; Arthropoda; Insecta; Hymenoptera; Formicidae. Gene Ontology annotation, cellular component: catenin complex; plasma membrane.